AUGGCCACAUCGAUAUCGAGCGACCACAAGCAGCUUGAUUAUCAUGUCAUCUGUGCGAGAAUCUUUCCAUUAGUUAAAGCUGAUGCGUCGGUGUCGAUUAAGGUGUUGCAAGAGGCAACAGAGAAGGCAGUAGCACAGAUCUACGACGAUUGGGAGGAGUCAUAUGCGGAUCUUUCCCGCUGGAUCCUUGGGGUCACAUUCACCAUAGACGGUUCCGUUGCUCUGCUAAAGACCUCCCCAGUUAGAGUGGGUGACCAGGUUGAUGAAGAUAGAGUCUACUUUCAUCGCAUGUUUUGGACAUUCCCUCCAUGUAUUGAGGCAUUCCGCCACUGUAAGCCACUCGUCAGUAUCGACGGGACACACCUGUAUGGCAAGUAUGGAGGGACCUUGUUGUUGGCGAUUGCUCAGGAUGGGAAUUUGAAUAUUUUGCCUGUUGCAUUUGCACUAGUGGAGGGAGAAAAUGCAGAACACAAUGGCAUCAAGGCUGCGCUGGAGUCCCCAGAUAGUGGUUGGCGACCUCCUCAUGCUUAUAGGGCAUUUUGUAUUCGGCAUGUUGCUGCAAAUUUCGCCCUCACCUUCAAGGGGCAGGAUGCAAGGAGGUGGCUGGUAAACGCCGCUUAUGCGAAGACGGAAGCAGAAUUUGACUAUUGGUUUGAUAUAAUGAGGUCAGAGAACCCGACCAUGUGUGAUUGGGCAAACAGGAUGGAGUAUGAGAUGUGGACAUAG
This is a messenger RNA of Arachis duranensis, 726 nucleotides long. RefSeq lists its product as uncharacterized. The transcript is spliced from 3 exons. The record is from RefSeq and is a predicted model, not a curated record. Lineage: Eukaryota; Viridiplantae; Streptophyta; Magnoliopsida; Fabales; Fabaceae. Bases 1 to 726 code for a protein of 241 amino acids.